Molecule: messenger RNA, 5344 nt
Organism: Microtus oregoni (creeping vole)
Lineage: Eukaryota; Metazoa; Chordata; Mammalia; Rodentia; Cricetidae
Product: palmitoyltransferase ZDHHC15
Exons: 12
Coding region: 80-1093 (337 amino acids)
Biological process (GO): peptidyl-L-cysteine S-palmitoylation; protein targeting to membrane; synaptic vesicle maturation
Cellular component (GO): endoplasmic reticulum; Golgi apparatus
Molecular function (GO): protein-cysteine S-palmitoyltransferase activity
Source: RefSeq, a predicted model, not a curated record
CCUUCCCGCCUCCCAGCCGCCGCCCAAGCCUUUCCCGGCCGGCGCCAGCAGGCCUGCUCGGUCGAUCUUCGAGCCGAAGAUGCGGAGGGGCUGGAAGAUGGCUCUGUCUGGGGGGCUGUGGUGCUGCCGCCGGGUACUGUCCUGGGUGCCAGUGCUCGUUAUUGUCCUCGUCGUUCUCUGGUCCUACUAUGCCUACGUCUUUGAACUCUGUCUCGUUACUGUUUUGAGCCCAGUAGAAAAAGUUAUCUACCUCCUACUCUAUCAUGCCAUUUUUGUGUUCUUUGCAUGGACCUACUGGAAGUCUAUCUUCACACUCCCACAGCAGCCAAACCAGAAGUUCCACUUGUCCUAUACAGACAAGGAACGCUAUGAAAAUGAAGAGAGACCUGAGGUCCAGAAGCAGAUCCUUGUGGAUCUGGCCAAGAAGCUACCAGUGUACACAAGGACCGGGAGUGGAGCUGUGCGGUUCUGUGACCGGUGCCAUCUAAUCAAGCCAGACCGCUGCCAUCACUGUUCUGUCUGUGCUAUAUGUGUUUUGAAAAUGGACCAUCACUGCCCAUGGGUUAACAACUGCAUUGGAUUUUCCAACUACAAAUUCUUCCUCCAGUUCUUAGCUUAUUCCGUUCUCUAUUGCCUGUACAUUGUGACAACCGUCUUCAGCUAUUUCAUCAAAUACUGGAGAGGGGAAUUACCUAGUGUUCGCUCUAAGUUCCACGUCCUCUUUCUCCUCUUUGUGGCCUGCAUGUUUUUUGUCAGCCUUGUGAUUCUCUUUGGUUACCAUUGUUGGCUUGUCAGCAGAAACAAAACGACCUUAGAGGCCUUUUGCACUCCAGUAUUUACAAGUGGACCAGAGAAAAAUGGGUUUAACCUUGGCUUCAUCAAGAAUAUCCAGCAGGUGUUUGGCGAUAAUAAGAAGUUCUGGUUUAUACCUGUUGGGUCCAGCCCUGGUGAUGGACACUCCUUCCCUCUGAGGUCUAUAAAUGAAUCUCAGAACCCGCUGCUGGCAAAUGAGGAACACUGGGAAGACAAUGAGGAUGACAGUCGAGAUGAUUCAGGAGACUCAUCAUCACUUGCUAUGGAAACAGAAACGUAGCAGUUUUCAUGUGUUCUGCAUCUCCACCAGGAACCACCAUGUCCCAUGAGGCUUACAGACUGCAAUGUUGAGAACCACUCUAAUCCUCAAAAUAAGUCACCACGUUGGAUAGAAAGCUUCACAGUUUGGGCCUUCCAUCAAAUAUGUGCUGUGCAGAUGUUUCAGGACUUUGCAAAUUGACUUUACUGACUGAACUCAUUUUGAAAACAAUUGUUUCAAGCCAGUUUUUCUUUCUUACCCUCUCCCAAUCCAUGAAAGCCUAAGCAUUUUAUAUAUAUUGUCAUCUAGUUGGAGAAAAGGGAAUUCCAAAGAUUACCAUGGAGUUAAUUCCCCCAUGAAAGACUAUUAAUCGUAUCUGUCUGAAGGGUCUUUCUAGUUGUGAGGGAAGUCAGCUUAUGUUCAUGGGCAUAUAUAAACAUGUGUGUGUGCAGCAGAAUUCUGCCAAAAGUCAAGGUUUAAAAACUGAGGAUUGUAUUUAGUCACGCUUUUCAACUAAAUAGCAAUUUAAAUAUUCACUGAACUCUGAACAAAUCCUAUAUCAUUUAUCUGAAAUUUAAGAAGGAGAUUAAAUAGACUAUGACCAUGGUCCUGUUGAGAAUUGGACAACAAUGCAAAACCUGUCCUGUCACAGACGUUUCGGAAAGCACCACAGCUAAUAGGGAAGACUACUAGAUCAGACUUCCAUUUUAGUAAGCAUAACUAUUAGCAUUUUAAGGCCAAGCAUGAUGGUGCGUGCCUGGCAUCCCAAGGUCAAGACCAAGUUGUUCUACAUAGUGAGUUCCAGGCCAGCUUGGGUUACAUAAGAAAACCCUGUCUUGGGAAAAGAUAAAAGGAAUUACUUUCUUAAAAACUUCUAAUGCCAGACUAUGCUCAAAAUCUCUAUUUUCUUCAUUUUCUGCUCUAUAGCUUUAUUUUAGCCUUUGUAAAUUACUUUUGUAAUGGUAGAAGUACAGCCCACCCAUUUUAUAAAAAGGAUUUAAGGGUGAUUUUCAGGUAUAAUUAAAAUUCUGUUGAAGACGACAAUGUUUCAGAUGUGACACUAGCCUGAGGAUUAGCUAAAGGUCUAUGUUUUCACAGCAGGAGUUAAUGUACAGAGUUAACUGAACAGUGAUAGUCCAGUCCUCUUUCUUUAAGCUUCGGUGGCAGUUCAGCCAUUAAGAGAGUUUCCAUCCAUUUCCCCACUUAUUUAUAAGCAGCCCUCCUUUCAGUCCUAGUGCCUGGAUCAAUGAGAUGGACACUAAUGCUGCUUCUUUAUAAUAAUAGUACCUAAGAGUAUUGAUGUUUUUCAUUUUUCAACCAGCACUCUAAUGCACAGCUGCUGACAAUAAAAGCCCCAACUCUUAACGGAGAUCAGUGGGAGUUACAGGGAGCUCACAGUUAUCAAGGAAUUGAACUCCUUACGAGAUAGUUGGGUUUACUAAAUUAUUCUUUCUAAAAUGUCUCUGAGUGAAAAGGAGUUGCUUGGCACAAACAAAUCUGUGUUGGGGUGCCAAUGCAACUGGGAAAGAAAACAGUCCAGCUAUUUAAAGCAACCACAAAAUGGGUCCAUUUGGACCCCCUAGGUCGUUUUAACCAAGGUGAGACAUUUAGCAUCAAAUAAAUAGAUUGUGGUCUGCAUUUCAUUUGAGAGAAUACAAGACAUGAAUAAGCCUAUUAGGGAGAGGGCCUAGGGACUGCUUUCAAAAUUCACAGAUUGAGGAGCAACCUAGAAGACUGUGCAUGCUGGAUUCAUAGUGAAAGUGUAUGCUUUCACAUGGGAAGAACUUUCCCUUUCCAUGCUCUGUCUGAAGCACCCUUCUUGUCUAGGUUUCCCUUGGAAGUAUAUUUGGCUAUUCACAUGGCUCUAGGAUCCACAGGCCUUGCCUUCUAGUCCUAUACAAAUGCACCUUUCUCUAAAACGGUGCAAGCAGCACUCCACAGCAAGUCAGCGUCAAAGCAACCUUCCCAGCCCCAACUAUUGUCUCCACUAAGAUCCAGAGGCUGCAAAGUCAGGAAAGCAUCAGGAACUUCUCCUCUGUCAAGUGUAUUAGCUAGCAUUCAGCCCUUCUAGAAAUCCUGUUGCAAAGGACAAUAUUAGUAAACGACGGGGAAGUAGUGGAAGGGUAAAGCUCAGGUUAAUGCAAGCUGACUGUUCAGUGUCUUAAGACUUAUACUAUCUCCAAAAAUGCCAAAUAAACGGGGUUUCUCUGGGUGCUUGAAGAAAGAAGAAGCCCUGUUCUUGCUUUAGUAUCUUGAUCCCAUUAGUUUAUAGACAUUGAUUAUAUCUCUAUACAUAGAUUCUUUGUGCAUUGGAUACUGUAUAUAGGCAUUUUAGUGAUUACUUAUUGAUCAAGAAGGCAGGUUUGCUUUAUAAUCAGAACACCCUGACCUCACUCAUUGGCUUUCUUUUCCUGGAACCCUGCCCAAUACUUCUGCGGGAUCUCAUUCCCCAAUCUUUGGUACUCUUCUUCCACAGUGGGAAAAUGGAGCUACUUUUGCUAAUAUCCCACAGUUGAAAGGUGCUAUGUAACUCCCUCGUGCUCUUACAUAUUUUUAUUGGCAGGACUGGAAUGAAGGGUUUAACUAUUACCGCAUUUCUGAGCACCAGGUCUGCUCCAUUCUUUCCUUCCACACUCUCAGUACAGAGUAUUAUUUUGCAGAGCCUAGAGUACUUUAUUAAUGUUCUUCCAUUAGUUCCAAUAAUGUUCUUGGAAAGACAUAGAAUUUAAAUUAUUUUCCAAAAGCUGAAGAUAAAAGAGGUAAAGUGCCAUCCAAAAACACAUAGAUAUUUUGGACAGCCUACUGUUAGAGAGACUUCUAGUGCAGGAAUUGCCAGGGACCACCUUAGAACACCAGGAACAAACAGAAAGGAAUCACACUCCAAAUUCUUGAAGUGUGUGAUUUAGACAGCUCUUUAUUUUCUAAUGCAAUAUGUGCCUCUUUUCCUCACUGGCCCCAUAUGACAUACGUAUUUCUCACUGGAUGGCAUCAGCCAGUGCCAUAAUCUUUUGUGGCACCCAGACAGCCCAAUCUCAGGGUUCACUUUUCCAGGGAAAACAAUGUGCUUCCUCACGUUCGUGCCAAAUUGCACAGAGUGUAGGCAUUUAUGUUAAUGGCUGUUUCAGCACAGUCCUGACAGGUAUGUUUUAAGAAUACUGUGUAUACAUACAUUACUGCAAUAUACACCUAAGAUUUAACCAGGCCACAACUGACGGGAAUGUAACAAUCACUCAUAGUCUACCCCUUUCAACUCUCACCACACGCAUCUACAUAUGUGGACAUUUACAUGGACAUGAAUACAUGAAUGCACUUCUUUUAAGGCAAGUGCUAGGUCAGAGCGAAUAUUUUACAGGGAUUGUUCUGUUCUCUCCUUUUUAAUGAAGUCCAAAAUCACAGGAAGUGAACAUUCCGUUCAUCUGUUCUAAAAUAUCUGCUGUCAGAGUAGCUAAGAUACUCAGUGGGGCCAAAAGACAUGCUCUGUACAAAAGCAGGCACAGAGGACAUCUAGCAAGAUUAUCAGACCCUAUUGCAAAUUCCAUGUUUGCAGAAAGUUCAUGCACUCUGUCCAGUCAGGAGGAAAUGAUUGACAGAGUAUGCCACAUUUGCAUUUCUUUAACCAUAUCUAUAAUAUACCAUACUAUGCUGUAGCCUUUGCAUGUGGGUAUUAUAAAAUAUAGUAAAGAAUGGGUGGCUCUUACCAGCAUGCAACCCUUGACUUGUUUGCUUCCCCCAAGGGCUAAGGCUGUGUCCUGCCAGUGUUCAAAACUGUUAAAUGUGUUCUUUGGAGUAGCCUAGUUAACAUCUGUCAACAGAACGAGAUAAAACACACCGUGAAUUCAAUCUAUCAGGAUACAGAUUUUUGGUAGGGGAUGGCUAAAAGAAAAGAACAGUAAGAUAAGAUGCAUUCAAAGAGUAAUUGCUCUCAGCCCGCUGUCUAAAUCAGCAAAGGAGCACAGCAGGAAACUGGGAACUGGGUCUUGAUAAUGUAUGGAACGUAUUGGAGAGCCAGAAAAGGAAAGACGCUGGGGGACUUCAACAGUUAAGCUCAAGUUGCCAAUUUACUAUAAAUCCCUUUUGCCAUCAGUCUCCUUACAGUGACUGUAUAUAGUAUUCUUAAAACAGUGUGUCUUGCUGCAGAAAUAUUGAAAGAUGCUUUAUCUUCCUAUGUCCUUUAUUAAAACGAUAUACAUAAAUUUGUUGUGUCCUUUCUUUUUUAAUAAUUUAUCUUAUGUGUAUCGAUGUGCAUGUAUGUCUGUGGGAGGGUGUCAGAUC